AUGCCAUAUAAACCCAAUACAACCACACCAACUCAAGAAGCCUAUCUCAGCCCGAGACCCCCACUUCAGCCCGAGGCCCCCACUUCAGCCCGAGGCCCCCACUUCAGCCCGAGACCCCCACUUCAGCCCGAGGCCCCCACUUCAGCCCGAGACCCCCACUUCAGCCCGAGACCCCCACUUCAGCCCGAGACCCCCACUUCAGCCCGAGACCCCCACUUCAGCCCGAGACCCCCACUUCAGCCCGAGGCCCCCACUUCAGCCCGAGGCCCCCACUUCAGCCCGAGGCCCCCACUUCAGCCCGAGACCCCCACUUCAGCCCGAGACCCCCACUUCAGCCCGAGGCCCCCACUUCAGCCCGAGACCCCCACUUCAGCCCGAGACCCCCACUUCAGCCCGAGACCCCCACUUCAGCCCGAGGCCCCCACUUCAGCCCGAGACCCCCACUUCAGCCCGAGGCCCCCACUUCAGCCCGAGACCCCCACUUCAGCCCGAGGCCCCCACUUCAGCCCGAGGCCCCCACUUCAGCCCGAGGCCCCCACUUCAGCCCGAGGCCCCCACUUCAGCCCGAGGCCCCCACUUCAGCCCGAGACCCCCACUUCAGCCCGAGGCCCCCACUUCAGCCCGAGGCCCCCACUUCAGCCCGAGGCCCCCACUUCAGCCCGAGGCCCCCACUUCAGCCCGAGGCCCCCACUUCAGCCCGAGGCCCCCACUUCAGCCCGAGGCCCCCACUUCAGCCCGAGACCCCCACUUCAGCCCGAGGCCCCCACUUCAGCCCGAGACCCCCACUUCAGCCCGAGACCCCCACUUCAGCCCGAGACCCCCACUUCAGCCCGAGGCCCCCACUUCAGCCCGAGGCCCCCACUUCAGCCCGAGACCCCCACUUCAGCCCGAGGCCCCCACUUCAGCCCGAGGCCCCCACUUCAGCCCGAGGCCCCCACUUCAGCCCGAGGCCCCCACUUCAGCCCGAGGCCCCCACUUCAGCCCGAGACCCCCACUUCAGCCCGAGGCCCCCACUUCAGCCCGAGGCCCCCACUUCAGCCCGAGGCCCCCACUUCAGCCCGAGGCCCCCACUUCAGCCCGAGGCCCCCACUUCAGCCCGAGGCCCCCACUUCAGCCCGAGACCCCCACUUCAGCCCGAGGCCCCCACUUCAGCCCGAGACCCCCACUUCAGCCCGAGACCCCCACUUCAGCCCGAGGCCCCCACUUCAGCCCGAGACCCCCACUUCAGCCCGAGACCCCCACUUCAGCCCGAGGCCCCCACUUCAGCCCGAGACCCCCACUUCAGCCCGAGGCCCCCACUUCAGCCCGAGACCCCCACUUCAGCCCGAGACCCCCACUUCAGCCCGAGGCCCCCACUUCAGCCCGAGGCCCCCACUUCAGCCCGAGGCCCCCACUUCAGCCCGAGACCCCCACUUCAGCCCGAGACCCCCACUUCAGCCCGAGGCCCCCACUUCAGCCCGAGGCCCCCACUUCAGCCCGAGACCCCCACUUCAGCCCGAGACCCCCACUUCAGCCCGAGGCCCCCACUUCAGCCCGAGACCCCCACUUCAGCCCGAGACCCCCACUUCAGCCCGAGGCCCCCACUUCAGCCCGAGACCCCCACUUCAGCCCGAGGCCCCCACUUCAGCCCGAGGCCCCCACUUCAGCCCGAGGCCCCCACUUCAGCCCGAGACCCCCACUUCAGCCCGAGGCCCCCACUUCAGCCCGAGACCCCCACUUCAGCCCGAGACCCCCACUUCAGCCCGAGACCCCCACUUCAGCCCGAGACCCCCACUUCAGCCCGAGGCCCCCACUUCAGCCCGAGGCCCCCACUUCAGCCCGAGGCCCCCACUUCAGCCCGAGACCCCCACUUCAGCCCGAGGCCCCCACUUCAGCCCGAGACCCCCACUUCAGCCCGAGACCCCCACUUCAGCCCGAGACCCCCACUUCAGCCCGAGACCCCCACUUCAGCCCGAGACCCCCACUUCAGCCCGAGACCCCCACUUCAGCCCGAGGCCCCCACUUCAGCCCGAGACCCCCACUUCAGCCCGAGACCCUAGUGGGAAGCAGGAAGUAAAAACUCUGACAUCAAAUACACUCGGAAUGCCAACUGGUUAUUUAACAACCAUCGAAUGUUUGAAUUAUUUGUAA
Messenger RNA from Haliotis rufescens (red abalone), 2130 nucleotides. RefSeq names its product extensin-like. The transcript has a single exon. The record is from RefSeq and is a predicted model, not a curated record. The coding region runs from base 1 to 2130 and encodes 709 amino acids. Lineage: Eukaryota; Metazoa; Mollusca; Gastropoda; Lepetellida; Haliotidae.